This is a messenger RNA of Fundulus heteroclitus (mummichog), 571 nucleotides long. Its product is annotated as relaxin-3-like. Gene Ontology annotation, molecular function: hormone activity. Lineage: Eukaryota; Metazoa; Chordata; Actinopteri; Cyprinodontiformes; Fundulidae. Gene Ontology annotation, cellular component: extracellular region. The coding region runs from base 126 to 458 and encodes 110 amino acids. The transcript is spliced from 2 exons. The record is from RefSeq and is a predicted model, not a curated record.
UGGCUGAAAGCACCAGAUGAUCUCCAAAGAUAACGGAAAGGCGCUGACACAGGAAGGACCUGAGCGAGGCUUGGUGGACGCUGGAUAUAAGGGCUGGACAGGACAGGCGUCUGCAGAGGAGCAACAUGAGACCGUCACUCCAACUUGGUGUUCUGCUCUGCGUGUUGUGCGCCGCACACCUUCAGGCUCAGGAGAAAAGGAACUCGCUGAGGCUCUGCGGCCGGGCCCUGGUGCGAGCUUUGGUGUUCACCUGCGGAGGAUCCAGAUGGAGAAGACAGCUGGAGGAGACGGGCUCUCUGCCAGACGAUUUCUGGGCCGCAGACGGAGAAGAGCCAGACUUCCUGGAGGCAAGAGACGUCGCGGUGAGGGAUCUUCAUCGGAGGGACCAGGACCAGGCCUUGAUAACAACGUGCUGUCAACAAGGCUGCCAAAGAAGUGAGCUGUCCAUGCUCUGCUAGAGGGGGGCCAUUAUUUACCCCACACCCUCAUUCUAAACUUUAGAUAUUUCAGUCAAAAAUGUUUCCAUAAUGUUGUGAUUUAUCUUGUGAGCACGAAUAAAAAGCAUCAUGAA